CAAUGAAUCAGUAGCGGCCAGGAUGGCAGAUCUGGCGGUUGGAGGCCCUAGUUUACCUCUCACCCGCAAUGUAUCUGUCAGACCGAAGGACAAAUUGCACGGCUCUCCCAGCACAGGCAGUGACGAAGGGCACGACGUGGGAUUUGGGGAUGACUUCGACCCCUUCCACGACGAUCCUGACGAGCCAGAUGAAGUGGACAGUUCUCUCUCGGCCCCCCCUGAGGAGAGCUGGUACCAUGGAAGACUGGACAGAGCACAGAGUGAGGAAAGACUUCGGUUGUUUGGGAAGUUGGGGAGCUACUUGGUUCGGGAGUCCGACAGACGACCAGGCUCUUAUGUUCUCUCCUACUUAGGGCGCUCAGGAGUUUCCCAUUUCAAGAUCACAGCAGUAUGUGGAGACUUCUACAUCGGAGGCCGGCAGUUCAAUGCCUUGAGCGACCUUGUAGGGUACUACACUAGUAUGGCUGAUCUGCUAAAACGUGAAAGAUUAGUCCAUCCUGUUCCUCCUCCAGAACCUGUGAAUGAUCUACGUAAAGUUGUUGCAAUUCUUCCGUACACAAAGAUGGCUGACACAGAUGAACUCUCGUUUCAGAAAGGUGAUAUUUUCUUCGUACACAACGAGCUAAGUGACGGUUGGGUGUGGGUGACUGCACAUCGCACUGGUGAGCAGGGCACCAUAUUCUCUGACCUCGUGGAAACACUCGAUGAUGAUAUUGAUCCUAACGUUGUCUUCUCGUGGUUUCAUCCAGAUAUCACUAAAAAUGAUGCCAUAGAUCUUCUAAUUAAGGCUGGUCAAGGUAGCUUUUUAGUACGACCAAGUGACAAUUCCCCUGGGGACUACACGCUUUUCUUCCUAACCAAUAAUAUUAUACAGAGGUUUCGGAUAGAAAAACGAGGAGUAAAGUACCUGAUGGGUGGGAGAACUUUCUCGUGCCUCGAUGCUGUUAUCAACAGGUAUAAGACAGAACAGAUUUUAGAAGGCCAUACCCUUGGCAAUCCUGUAUGCAAGCAAUUGAGCUCUGGUGAGCGUUUAGGUCUGCCCAUUGUCCCUGUGAAAGAAGUUGAGCAGCCAGAAAAGAUAUAUGCUACGCUCAAUGAAAUCAGAGAAAAACUAGGUGUUACUAAGUUUAAAGGUAUUCAAAAGCAGGGUUGGCUUUAUAAGAAGAGCAAGAAAAACAAGAAAUGGAAAUGCUUAUAUUUUGUUCUCACUGACAUUCUUUAUUAUUAUGAUAACCCUAAGCGCACUAAACCUCGAGGCGUGAUCGACUUGAACUGUUCCUAUCUUUACCAAGUUCAUGACAGCUUUUUUGAGCGUCCUAAUUGCUUCCAGCUGGUGGAGAGGGAACUUCCUUGUUUGGCCACCGUCACUUACUUGUGCUCUGACUCUCAGGAAUUAACCAACGACUGGAUGGCUGUGCUGCGGCCUCUGUGUGUUCCCCAGAUGGUGGGAGCACCCAAGCUACAGACCUUAAAGUUCAUGAAAUCCCUUCACCUUACCAUCAUGCAAGCUACACGUCUACCCUCCAAGAUUGUUCCCAGCCCAUAUUGCCUUGUCUCUUUAAACCAGGUGAAAGUGUGUCGAACAAGACCCAAGCCAGGUCCUGACCCUGUUUGGGAUGAGGAGUUCAUCCUGGAUGAUAUACCUCCAGAUGUUGUUAUGUUUACCAUAACUGUAUAUAACCACGGCAAGCGAAGCAAAGACUCUGAGGUAGCAGAAGUAAUGGUUGAACUGAACACUUUACAAAAUGGUGAAGAAGUGGAAGAGUGGCAUCCGUUAACCGGUAUCACCCCGGUCGGUGACUGGGGAGCUGUCAGGCUAAGAUAUAGAUAUUUCCAUGACUUGAUAAUGCCUUGUGAAGAAUACAACAGCUUGAAAGAGUUGCUCCUAGAUCCAAGUCUAGAGGCAGUGCAGGCCCUUGCUGACGUUUCCCACCGGGAUCGUAACCCCUUAGCUACCUCCUUACUUCGAAUAUUCAGGAAUGAAUGCCGAGAGCAUGAUCUUCUCCAACGACUAACUGAGCACGAGAUUGAACGAGAGCAUGAAACUAGUACCCUGUUCCGUGCUGCCUCUCUCACCACAACGCUCCUUGACCUCUACAUGAAGUCGACUUGCACCGAGUUCCUUACCGAAGCAAUUUCUGACACCAUACACAGGAUCUUAGAAGCUAAACAGUCAUGCGAGCUCAACCCUACAAAAAUGGACAACCCGAUGGAUGCGUGUGCGAAUGCCGAAUUUUUGUUGAAAGUUUUAGAUGACAUUACACAAAGCAUCUUCUCAUCUGCCUCAGCUUGUCCUAUGCCUUUAAGAUACAUAUGUGGUUGCUUGCAACGUAAAGUCUCCGAAAAGUGGCCGGAAGACAGACUAGUAAAAACAAGAGUAGUAUCAGGUUUCAUUUUCCUGCGUUUGAUUUGUCCAGCUAUUCUCAACCCUCGACAGUUUAACUUAUUACAAGAACCACCACACCAAGUUGCUUCACGAUCGCUGAUCAUGAUAGCCAAGUGCCUGCAAAAUCUGGCCAACCUGGUGGAAUUUGGUGGUAAGGAGCCUUACAUGGAAGUCGUUAAUCCAUUUAUCCUGAAAAACAAGGAGCGGAUGAUUUCAUAUCUUGACUUGUUGUCGAACGUGGGCGAGCGACCUGAAAUUGAAGAGCAACCUGUCAAGAGUGAACCAUCUCGAGACCUGGCUCAGUUACAUCAUAUUUGUGUUACACACCUAAAUGACCUCACAGCUAAAGCAAAAACACAGGUUACGUUGAAGAAGUUGGUGACUGUGACAGAUAUGUUGAAGAAACAUAAAGAAAAGUAUCAAGAGAUGAUGAGGUGAUCCUCGCCAACUCCCGGCCCUGUGGACUGCUGAAUUUCCAGCAAUUUGUUUCAGAGCCGGGAUGUUUGCGAGACAAGAGCCUGUGCCUGGCCCUGUAAAAGUGGUAAUGCUAAACAGUGUACGGAACUGGGAUGCACAUGGUCAAUACUGAAAUGACUUACUAUAUCAUCUGACCCUGUGGAAUAUAGCAUUAGCCACGGUGCUUGAAUUGAGUAAGGUGACUUUUUAGCUUUGCGUGUUAAGUUAUAGUGCAAUGCUGCGCGGAGGUGGAGUCAUCCAUUGUUACUCUUGAGUGCUCUGCUGCUGUGAGGUAUUAGUAUUAAAUUGGUGUUACCACGCAGGGAUCAGGCAAUAAGUGUGUCAUCAGCAGGACGAAGUUUGUGGCUGCACUUGAUUUAUCCUAUAAACUACCCUCUUUUCCCUCCCAUGUAGAUACUAGUGUAGUGGAAGUGCAGCCUCAAUAUUGCAUGGUGCCAGUCUCAAAGAAAACUUAAUUUAUUCACUGAUAAUGAAGCAGCCUAAGACAUGCAAUAAUCAUCAUUUUGAGUAUUUUGUAGACAUGGUGCUUUUGUCUACUCUCGUAUCAUAUGUUCAACAAGGACGCUCGAGAGGAAGGGAGUGAGAAAGAAAAAGUGCGCGUGUGUGUGCAUUUGUGCAAGGGAGAGAGAGUUUGUAGGGUGAGUUGCUUCACCCAAGUUUGGAGUCUGGUGAUCUUCCAUGAUUUCUUUUAGAUUUUUUCUAGUAUGGAGUUUUUUUUUUAUAGUAAUGAAAUAGGUAUAUUAAAGGGCACAGGUAUGAUAGCAGAAGCACAAUGUUAAGAGUCAGGUGUGCAUAUAGUCUGAGUACAUUGUUAUAUUAUUUUGAAAUCCCUUGGUCUGUAUCUUCAGACUUGGGAGAAAGAAAAGGAAAUAAUAUUUCAUCUGAUGUGAUAUUGAACAAUGUGACAGUGGAAAAUUUAGUCAUGGAAGUGACUGAAUAACAGAAAAGCACAGUAGGUAGAAGUGCAAGGUCUAAUUGUUUGCAACAUUUUGGCACAAGUUCAUACUGAUGAUUUAAAGAUAUUUUAAUUGUGGUACAUUGCAAGAAUAUGGGUAAUCUUUUAAAUUGGUAAAAUAUAGAUUUUAGAUAUGAUUUGAGCCAAAUUGCUGUGAUCUCUUAUAACUUGUGGAUUUUAACUGUGGACGUCUUGUAUAAACUAUUUAAAGGUAUAAAAAGUGUAUAGAUGGCGUUGGUGCUAAUACGAUGGCUUUGGUGGUGGAUGUGGAUUGGCGAAAGUUAGCUCCAACCGUCACAACUGUACAAGGUUUUUUGAUCUCACCAGUGGCCUAUUAUGUAUUCUGUUGUAUUGUGUACUUUUGUUUCAUUGGUGCCAUACAAAGGAAAAUUUGAAAAAAAUUCCAGAAAAAGUAGCUAUUAAGGCUUUUGCAGUUCAUUCAGUGAAAGAGAAUGAUGUCUGCAUCUUUACUCUGCAUGUAUAUAUGUAUGUAUAUGUAUACACAUAUAUGUAUAUAUAGAUAUAUAUAUUCAGAAGAUUUAUGACUAUUUUUUAAUUAUAAUGUUGACGAAGCUUUAAUGAUUUUUCUCCGUGCUUUGCGAUUAUAUUUUAUAUGAGCAAAUACUCAAUUUUUUAAUUAUUGAAAUUGAUCAGACGAUUCCUUGAACACACUUCUAAUUAUUUUUAGUGUUUAUAAUACUGUUAUUAUUUUUUUAAUUAUCAUUAUUGUUGAUUAUUCUAAAUGCUCAAUUUGUAACUUUUGAUAUCUUUUCCUCUUAACGUAGAUGCAGUUGGUUGAUGAAGAUUAAAGGCAGUUUACCCAUGAAGCAGUUGCUAAGGAGGCUAUCCCAAGUCUGAAAAAAGAAGUAGAAGUUCAGGUUAGCAUGUGUGUGCAUUGAUAUUGCAUAGGGUUAUAAGGACACUUAGUUUUUUGUAUUGCCUACGAAUUUACCAAGGGGUUGAUUGUCGUAAGAUUUUAUCGUGUUUCAAGGGGUUUCAUCCUAUGGGGCGUUACUAUUCCUAUGAUUCUGCAAUAGGGGAGAAUGUUGUGAGACUGGAUUUUUGGCAGUAGUGGUGUUGAUACAAACGCGAUGAAGAGUGAGGGAGUAUUAUUUUCAGUUAAGUGUUGAAACAGCAAAUCGAAUUCUGUUUGUCUUGAACGGAAGUGUUUUUUGGUUGCAGUCCUUAGAUUACUAUUUUGCUUGUAUGGUCAAAGUUUUACUGUAAUGGUGAAUGGCAGACUAUUUCAUGUUCAUAGUGAAGCCUUGAAUCAUACUUUGUGGCACAUGAAUGAAGUAAAUAGAUUAAGAAGAAUUACCUUAUUACUGAGCAUUUCAGAGUCAUUCCUUUGUCUUUGAUUUGAACUUGUCAUACCUAAUUUUAUUGUGGUGUUAUAGUGGCAUGUGUAGGUGACUGAGUAAUGUUACUGCUAUUGAAAAUACCAUUUGCUGGUAACUGAUGUUUUUAAUUUUUUUUUUUAUAUACAAAUUACAGUUUGCAUGUCAAGAACUGUAAGUUUUGUUUUAUUUAGUUAGUUUUGUGUAUCUGGGCUAUCUUGGUGUUAGUUUUGUGCUCAUGGUUGUCAAACAAUUGGCAUUGCUGCAGGUUUUCAUUAGAUGCUGGGGAUAAUCCUUUUGAUGUUAUGUAUCUGAAGUCACAUAAGCAAAGCUAUUAUUUUAUCAAAAUGCCUUUUGAAAGUACAUUUGUUUUCCUCUUCAAGGAUGUGAUUUUUGAAAAUAUUAAGUCAGGAACUAAAGAAUCUAUUUAGCAUGCCAGACACGCAACAUAUCUACUUCGAAAAGAUGUCUUGAUUUUUUUGUGAUUGUCAGUGUUCAGUUUCACAGAGGUGGCUGUUUUACUUGUGAGGUGAUGGAAUAUUUUUUGAGGAUUUAUUACAGUAAUUUAUUGAAUUUUUUUGUUUGAAACUGAAUUUUUGGAACUCAAAGAAAGACUUUCAAAGGAGUCUUAUCUGUAAAGUCCUGGGGAUCUGACAGUAUAUACAUAUAUGCAUGUUUACUAACUAUGCAUGAUAAUAAGUAUGCCUUUCCCAUAAAAUGGGUAUCUUUUAUCGGGGACAUGUUGGCAGGGAUUACAUGCUAAAUAUGUAUAAAUGUAAUGGCCUGUUUUGCUUUCUUUUGAAAAUUUACAAUAAUCUGACAAGAUAUUCAUAGUAAGCUUAUUACUUUCACCAAGAUUUCUCCAGCAAAUCUUUAUCAUUCAAAUGUGAAACUGCAAUAAACUUAAGAACUUGCUUAUCUAAAAAUAAGUAACAUGCCUAGUGUUUCUGGAGCUAUGCUUGUUUUGAAAGAAAAGUCAGAAAUACUGCACCAACAUCACACUCAGAUGAUGACAUAUUUGAUUUUAUAGGUUUCUAGAAUUAGAACAGUCAAACCCUUUUGUUAGGUGGUACUAAAAUUUGCAUAAGUACAUAUUCAUGGAUUACAUUUACUGUAUGACUUUCAUGAUUUCUUAUGUUACUGUUGAUGGUAGCUACACACUCAGUUCACCUGAAUACUACAUUUUAUUGCCCUAGAUAUUGAAGGGCUAUAUUUUAUCACCCUAAAUAUUGAAGGGCAUCAUUUAAUACAUACUUUUCUAUGUCAGAAGAGAGGAAAUUUACACAAGCCCUGCAGUCAUCUUUUUACGUGCUCAAGACCUAUUACAUUCUUAGUCAAUAGCUACAAAUACAGUGGGUUGAUUGUUGAACUGAGUUUGUUAUUCUUUGUCAUGCGAUCAGUCACAGUUGCACAAUAUUAUUAUUUAUUCUCUUGGUCCCUUUUUUCUUAUUUCAAUUAAUGGGAAUCAUAUGAAUCAUUUAUUUGCCCUCUCUACCCUGGUGAUAAAGUUUAGUUGGUAAUGAGCGCAUAUAGGAAUAGUAUGUGUAUGUACUGAACAUUUUUAGGUAUUAGUAAGUGAUUUGCUUUUGUUUACAAUUUUUAUAAAUAAGUGCCAUAGGUAUGCCAAGAAAGGGUCAGAUUUUUGAAAGAAGUAACAUUAGACAGGGUAAGAUUGCCAAAUAUGAAACGGCUGCCAUCAAUUGUGCCAUUUUACUUUUAUGGCUUUGCAAUGUUUUGAUUUUCAGCAGUAUUGAGAGUCUGUAAUCUUAUUGGGUUGAGUAUUUGUUGAAAUCUCGUUAGUCUACUGCAGACUUUUUUCCUGUCACGUUGGUUUAACUACCAUUACCUUUUCUGUUCAGUUAUGAAUUUCAUAUGAGUUAUUUUUAUUUAUUCUACAUUAACUUGAAUAUGUAUAGUAAGGAAGUUUAGCUCCAGGUUAUAACGAGAUUCAUCUUGCUUAAAUUUAAUAACUUACAGUUUUAAAAGCAUUUAAUGUCAUUUCAGAUUCAUCUUAAACUCUUGCUCAAUUUCAUAUUAAUCUUCUAUUUCUUGAGUUGCCUUAUGUCUGGGAAAUACUGCUUAACUCUUUUGUGAGUGUAAGCAUUUUCCGGUGUUGCACAUUCCUUGAAUUUUUUAGUGACUGUUUGACAUUAGUAUGGUCUUGUUACAAAAAAUUAAAAUCUUCAUUUAUUCCCAUUCCUCUCUUCAAGGAGGGAACCUCAUUUGAUCUAAAGAUAAAUUUAUGAUCCAGAGUUUUAGGUACUGAAAAAUGAAUAUGAAUAUCAUUCAUAUUUCUCAUGUAUUUGUGUUUUCAUCUGUUAUAGGAGUGGUAAGGUUUUUGUAGUAAAAAUUAUGUUAGGAUGCAAAAAAUGAUUUGGUUGCCAUCCACAGGAAAUGCUAAUGCCCCUUCUUUUAAUUGCCACCUUUUGGUGUUCACUAAUUUUGAAGGAAUGAUGAACAAGGAUUAUUUUUAUAACAAAUUGUUUGUUACCUUACACCUGCAUUGCUCCUGUGCCUGUAAUUGAAUGAUAGUAUAGGUCAGGAGGUUAUACAUCAAUAGAAAUUUUAUUUUCAUUAGUUUUACAUCAGCAAUUGAAAUCUGUAAUUUUUGUUAAUUAGAAUUUUAUACAAAAAAUUGAUGCGUAAAUUUUAGUAGUUGAAGUGAAGCCUUUUGAUGCAAAGGAAUCUCAAAAAAGUACACUUCUGGAUAAUACUUUUGGCUCUGCUCAAAAUUACCUUAGAGGAACAGUAUGAAUAAGUUGAUAUUUGAUUGAGAUACUCACCUGUCUGUGGGAGCCACACUAGACGAAUGCAAGAUGGCCAACACCUAUAUUGAGGAAGGGCUGUAUCUCUACUCUUUGAACCAGUUUCAUGGAUAGUUGUAUUAAAACACAGGUUUUCAAGGUUGUGAGAGAAAUAACAGAAGUCUGGCAGCUGUUUGGGACCAGGGUAAUAUUCAAGGUCAUUUUUCUCUUGGAUUACACUUGGAGUUGAAUUUAAAACCCAGUUGUAAAUCUUUAUAUUGUACAAAUUUAUAUGCAUUUGCACUACACUAAAACUAGUUUAAACAAUUGCAGGAAAGUACAAAUUAAAAUUCCAAAUAACUAUGGUAGAACUCUUUUAGAGUAUCUUUAUUGGAAAUACUUUAGGAUUGGUAGAUUAGUUUGCUGGGCAGACUUUCUUACAUCAUUUGCGCCUGCAUGCCCUUGGGGCAACUUUGAAAAACAUAUGCUCUGCUUGCUUCAGGCACAUGAGUCCAGAAAGGUGACCACUUUUUGCCCUUCACUUGAUGUUCCAUGAUGUGGGUGCAAGCAAUGGCUUUGUAAAGAAAAGAUCACAAGAUGUACAGGAGAAUACUCCAUGAUAGACUAAGCUGUAUCAUGAAAGAUUUUGAAAUUAGUCUUAAAGAAUUAAAUAGAAUCCUUCAACAAUCUAGGGAUAUCCAUCUUGGGUUUGUUCAGGAAGCCAAUCAGAAGGAUAAUUCACGUAUGUCAAUGAAGUCUGUUCUCCCUUGUGAUCUGAGGUACUUAAGAUAAUGAACUUGAUAGCAUGAAAGCCUUGUACUGUUUUGAGAUUACUAGAAAAUUAAAGAUAAGAGCAAGAGAUUUGGUUGAAUUUUGGAAUUUUAAAGACUAAUUAUAUAAUGUAGAGCACUAUACUGUAGUGAACUUUUACCAUGAGCUAACUCUUGGCUAGAUCAUCUUGGUAACCUACCAUCGUCAUGUCUUGAAUUAGUAAGGAAGGAUGAGAUACUUUGAAUUUCAGCAUUGUUUGUUUUUGUUUCUCUUACUGUUCCAUUUUGAAUUUCAUAGGAUACCAGCUUCCAUUUACAGAACUAACAUUUAACAUUGUUCUUUUUAUUUAUUAUAGAAAGAGGGAAUAGAUAUUUUACCCAUUUUCAAGGGUUUAUGAAUACAUUAUAGAGCAGGAAGUUUGUCUCCAGGUGGGUGCAGAAGUCAUAGAUAAUUGAAUUCCAUGGUAACGUUUUGGGUACCUUGUUUAUCAUUUUUUUUCUUAUGACUGACUUUGUUAUAAGAUUUAAUGCUUUCAUUGUAUAUGUACUGUAAAUAUGUUUGAAAAUUUUCAGUUGGUCGUGCUUGAAUUUUAUCAAGACUAUUUCUAUAUAAACUUGGGAACAUGAAGUAGAGAGGUAUAGCUUUGAAAUACCAUCAGCCAAUUAUUCCUUCCUGUAUGUAGGAAUUUUGAGUGUGAUAUACAACGCUUGGGGUAUUAUUAUAUUUAGAAUUUUUCACUGGUGAAUCUUUGCUUUUGUGGGCCUAUGUAUUUUUCUUCAGAGUCUUGUGUAAGUUGCAUGUUGCUGUACAGCAUAUAAAUAACCUCCAGUGACAAAGCUAUUAACUGCCAUGUUGGACUGCACUUGUAGUCCUUAGUAACAGAUUUGUUCCCAGUAAUCCAUUCUCUUUGAUGAAUUUCCUGAGUUUAUUGACACGUAAUAUGUGAACACUUCCUUUCCUCAACAUAACCUCAAUUAUAUGUCUUGAUUCUCUUUUUUAUUUCUUUAUACCUAUAAGUUUUGUAUAUUAUAACUGAUUUUGAUGGGUUUUCCACUGUUGAUGACCUCUGUUAUUGCUCGUCGCACAAUUUUUUCUGGUUAAUUUUUUUUUCCCCUUUUUACUUUAGAAUAUCCUAUUAUACUUUGGGAUACAAAGUAAAACUUGAAAUUGUCUUCUUCUACUUCAGGGUAGUGGGUGUUGCCUCCCUUGAGGUUGGAUAAUCUACCAUUUAAUAACUUUUGUCAACUCUGUGCGCACAGUAUGAUGACCAGCCUUCUUAAAAUGCAGUGACCCUUAGGUCAGGUCUCAAAAGUUAUGGUUUUACAGUAUUCAACUUCAUUUUGUAACUUAUUAAUUAUGAUAAUGUGAUAGCUUAAUUGGAAGGGUGUUCUCCCCUUCAGUCUGUACACCUUCCUUUCAUUCCAUUUGUACAUCUUGAACAUUAUACAAGUGAAUAAAGUUUGUGGAGGAGAUAUAAUCCUUUUGUAGAUAUUUAAGGGUCAAGAAUGAGUUAAUAAACCUUCUUCUCAGCCUUCACUGUAAAUAAUAUAAUGCUGUUGAAUAUUGUGUUCAUUAUUUUUAAGUGGGUUAUGUGAGAGGUUUGAUGUAGAACUAUUUGGGAAUAGCUAAUGUUCACUAGCCUCUUCCCUCUCAUUUGUAAGAACUGGUGAUUUUUUUUUUUUUUUUUUUUGUGGGGAAAUGUAGUGUAAAAAUGGAAAAUAAUAUUGCACUAUUAUUGAAGUAACUGUGUAGGACAUCCCAUAGAUUGGACUUGAAUUUCAUGCCAGAAAAACUCAGGAUAAAAUCUUGGUUAUUUUAUUCUUUUGAAGUUUGGAACAGCAGCUGAAACUGGGACCUUUUUGAGGAUCCAAAAACAUUUCAGGUUUGUUAGCUGAAUUUGAUUUUUGAACAUGGGGAAAUAAGUUCCUCCUUCCUAUCUCCUCCCCAUCUGAGCCUUCUCAUCUGCUGUAACUAUUCUUUUAUUUGAGAUUUUGAUGUGGGAGUAUAACUUAUUCUGGUCUUGCAUAUAUCUUAUUUUAUUCCUCUUUAUGAACGAUGCAAAAUUUGCUUGGGACAAUUACUUCCUGUAAUGCUGUACUACUAGUUAACACAUUAGCAUGUGCUAGAUUGUGGGUUUAAAACUGUCAUUUUUAUAAUACUGAGUAUACUUUGAUUUACUUGAUAAAUAUAAAAGGGAAUCGUAAGAUUGAUGUUUAAAAUUGAACUGCAAAAAUUGUUCUAAUUGCUUUACUAGGUUCAUAAGCCCCAUUAUGCUCUCUCUCUCCUGUAUUAUCUCAUAUUCUCUCUCAUAAAGAAUUUUUUAAAUUCUGUAAUCAGAUUUUUUUUAGUGUCCCAUUUUAUGCUCAAAACUGAAUACGGUAAUCUGCUUCCGCUUUCCUUGUAUUUACAUGGCUUCCUUUCUUAUACCGUUUAUUCAAGCCCGUAACGCUUAAUAAUUAGUAGGACUCGAGUCUUAAUGCAACCAUUAACACAAUUACAAAUGUCCCAACCAUAAAGGAAUGAGAAAUGCCAUUUCAUUAAGAAGCAGUACUAUUGUUAAUAAGGCACUGGAUUUUCAUGAAUAUUCCUGUAUAGUGGAAUUUUUCAAUAUAAAGGGACCUUGAAGUGAUCUUCACCAAGCCAAACAUUAAAUUAUUAAUUUUGAUUAAGAAUUGUAUAUUUACUCCAUAGAUUCAAAAUCUCUAGAAAUAGUGUAUUACCCAAGGUCACAAUACCAGGAUUGACAGGAGUUUUUGUAUCAAUAAGUGUUGACGAAUUUUGUAUAUUUGUGUAUGUAGAAUCACCCAUAAAACUAUUUUAUACACUAAGCAUCAGUAUGUAAUGUCACCUUUUGAAUGAUAAAUAACUUACAGAGUUGAUUUAUGAGUACAGUUAAGUUGAAUACUAUAGUUAUGUACAAGACAAGAUUUUCUCAUGUAGGUCCAGUGUUACUACGUUAUGUUAAACUACCUUUUUACCAAGUAUUGAAUCAUUAUAAUAGGAACAGUAUAGAAAUUAUUUUUUUUUAUUCUUAGCAUUUAUUCUUAGCAGAAUACCCUGGCUGUAAUUUUUUUUAUAUUUAUAUAAUUCUUAGGAAAAACUCAAAAUUUUCUGGCUAUCACUAGAGUUACUUAGAAUUUAGAAAGUUUAGUCCUCCAUAUUUUUACAAAGUGAGAAGGAAAAAUUUUGUUUUUUCUUAAACAGGACGUUUGGAUUUCAUUGUACCAUUUUUGAAUUAUUUCUUCCAGCCUCUCUGCCUACCUUUGUUACUAAAGAAUCACUAUUAGCAAGACAAAAGCCUUACAGUAAACAAAAAUUAGAAAUUUGUAAAGGAUUUUUGUGCCUAAAGAUUCAGAACUAUAAGUGUGUUACAAAUGUAUUUGUUACUGGGUUGUAUAUGCUUAAGCUCUUGUUAUAAUUAAUGUGUCAUAAAAUUCAAAACCUUGUGAUUAAUUUAAAUUUCUAAGAGAGUUUCAUGUGUUGCAGUUUCAUUGAGAAUUUUUUUUUUCAAAUUUGAUAGAAGUUUUAAUUCUGGAAAAGCUCUCUAAAUUUUAAAAUUUAUGUAUUAAUUUAUUGAGUUCUUUGUAUAGAAGGUAAGAAGGGUUGGUAUUGCAAUAGGCAGUGAAUGUUUAUGGAAAUAAAAUUUGAUUGAUUAUGUAUUAUCUAAUUUAGUUUUUACUCUGAAAUUUUUACUUGAUCUAUCGAAAGGCAGUUUUCUUUUAGCGUAGAGGAUACUGGCUUUUAAACAAAGAUUUGAUGCCCGAUUGACCUACAUUUUUCCUAUCUUAGUGUAUUUUGUAUUGAUUUUUGCCUUUUUUUUUAUACAUCUGGACCAAACAAACUUUUUUUAAUAACUUAGGAUUCCAUUUAGGUUCGUAAAGAUUGCCAAGAUAUGUAUAUAUAAUAUUGUUUCCAAGUGAUUUAAGACAUUUUUUACCCAGUGAAUGAGCAAGUAAAAUACUGUAUACAUUUGUGUUCCUUAAUGAUGUAGCACUUUGAAGACUUCUUGGUUUCUAUUGCCUGUUCCUAAUUCUGACACAUGUCUAGUUUCCAUAGGUAAACUAUUUUUGUGAAUUUAUAGGAUGUAAAAUAAUUUCAGUCUUUUGUUAUUGUUUAUACAAUGAUGCUUUAACAAUAUAAUAUUAGAGUGUU
Messenger RNA from Macrobrachium nipponense, 12822 nucleotides. RefSeq names its product ras GTPase-activating protein 1-like (gene vap). The coding region runs from base 23 to 2824 and encodes 933 amino acids. NCBI's taxonomy places the organism in Eukaryota, Metazoa, Arthropoda, Malacostraca, Decapoda, Palaemonidae. The transcript is spliced from 19 exons. The record is from RefSeq and is a predicted model, not a curated record. Gene Ontology annotation, molecular function: protein binding. Gene Ontology annotation, biological process: regulation of GTPase activity.